GCUUAUUUGCCCACGACCAUCGAUGGGCGUGGUUUAUAUAACUGCGGGGCGUGGCUUCGGCGUCGCAAACCCGGCUGUGGCCCUACAGAGUCGCACACGUUAUGGCCUGGCCGGGCGUCCUCAUCCUUCCCGCACUGCUGCUGCUCGACCCGGCGCCGUGCGCCUCCCAGGCCGUCUCCCCCUCCCCGGGCCCGGAGCAGCUACCCCUCAUCCUGGGCUUCAAGCUGGUGAGCAGCGACCAGGAGACCCGGCUGUCAGAGAGCGGGGAGCUGCAGGUGACCGAGGGCAGCCGCAUCCAGCUGCGCUUCUACGGGCUGCACCUGCGACCGGACAGCGAGCAGCUACUGGCCUUCACCGAGGUGUCCCUGGGGCCGCAGGACAACCGCAGCUGCCUGGAGGACACCCGGGACCUGCUGCGCAAUGCCCAGCUCAACGUCAGCGAGGAGGCGGCGGAGGGGGGCGGCACGGCGGCUGUGCUCCGCCUGGAGGUGCAGCUGCUGCGGAAGAGCCAGACGUCCCGGGUGUACGCGCUGUGCACCCGCCGGGGCCCCGGCCUGCCCUGGACGCUGCACCCGGGGCCGGAGGGCCGGCUGCGGGUGCUGGAGGAGCACAAGCCCUUCCUGCCCGUCUGGCUGCAGGGCAUCAUCAUCGCCGUGCUGCUCGCCCUCUCUGGCAUCUUCAGCGGCCUCAACCUGGGCCUGAUGGCGCUGGACCCCAUGGAGCUGCGGGUGGUGCAGCGCUGCGGCUCGGAGCGGGAGAGGAGAUACGCCGCCAAGAUCGAGCCGGUGCGCCGCAAGGGCAACUACCUGCUGUGCUCGCUGCUGCUGGGCAACGUCCUGGUCAACACCACGCUCACCUCGCUGCUGGACGAGCUCAUCGGCUCCGGCAUCGCCGCCGUCAUCGCCUCCACCAGCGGCAUCGUGGUGCUGGGCGAGAUUGUGCCCCAGGCCCUGUGCUCCCGGCACGGCCUGGCCGUGGGCGCCAACACCCUGUGGCUCACCCGCAUCUUCAUGGUGCUGACCUUCCCCCUGGCCUACCCGGUCAGCCGCCUGCUGGACUGCGUCCUGGGACAGGAGAUCGGCACCGUCUACAACCGGGAGAAGCUGCUGGAGAUGCUGAAGGUUACGGAGCCAUACAGCGGACUGGUACGGGAAGAGAUGAAUAUCAUCCAGGGAGCGCUGGAGCUGCGCACAAAGACAGUGGAGGACGUGAUGACCAAGGUGGAGGACUGCUUCAUGCUAACCAACGACGCCAUAUUAGACUUUAACACCAUGUCCAGCAUCAUGGAGAGCGGCUACACCCGUAUCCCUGUGUAUGAGAAUGAGCGAUCCAACAUUGUGGACAUCCUCUACGUGAAAGACUUGGCCUUCGUGGAUCCCGAUGACUGCACCACCCUGAGCACCAUCACCCGUUUCUACAGUCACCCCGUCCACUUCGUGUUCAGUGACACCAAGUUGGAUGCUGUGCUGGAGGAGUUCAAGAAGGGAAAGUCUCACUUGGCCAUUGUACAGAAAGUGAACAGUGAAGGAGAAGGUGAUCCGUUCUAUGAGGUGAUGGGUCUAGUAACUCUCGAGGAUGUCAUAGAAGAAAUUAUCAAAUCAGAGAUUUUGGAUGAAUCGGAUCUUUAUACGGAUAAUCGCAGUAAGAAACGCGUUGGUCGUCGUCAGGACAAAAAGGAUUUCUCAGUUUUCAAAGACCCAGAUCAUGAGCUAAGAGUAAAAAUUUCACCCCAGCUGCUCCUUGCUGCCCAUCGCUUCUUAUCCACAGAGGUGUCCCUGUUUGCACCCACCUUGGUAUCGGAGAAGACGCUCCUGCGCCUGCUAAAGUACCCAGAUGUAGUGCAGGAGCUGCAUUUCAAUGAGGAUGAGAAGAAGGCACCUGAACACUACCUGUACCAGCGCAACAAGAUAGCCGACUACUUCAUCCUUAUCUUACAGGGGAAGGUUGAAGUGGAGGCUGGGAAGGAGAAUAUGAAAUUUGAGUCUGGAGCUUUCUCCUACUACGGUGUCAUGGCUAUGAGUGUCACAUCAGCUAAUGAGCUCCGCUCCCCCUCUCACGUGGGCAGCCUGAACAGGUCCUCAUCCCUCAGCCAUGAACGCUCAAACUCCAUCUCCUCAACCAUCAGUGGCAGCAACACUCAGCUCAGUGUCCAAACGCAAUACACAGCGGACUUCAGCGUUCGGGCCCUGGGGGACUUGCAGUAUGUAAAGAUCACAAGGGACCAGUAUCAAGGAGCCCUGAUGUCUUCCCGGUUGGAUAGUAGCCCUCAGUCUCCUGAGGGAGGAAUCCACAAGCCAGACGGCACCUUGUCCGAGCACAGUGAGGUAUUAGUGGAUGAAACCACCAGUCUGUUGAACCAGAGGAACUCUCAGCACAGCCUGCAUCAUAAUGCAGUUUGACAACACCAUCGGCGCUGUCGUAGCAUUGCUCUGCCUGUUCUUUACCAGUGGAUCAGACUUUGCAAUAUCUAACUGGAUAACAGUGUGACUGUGUACUGCAUGCAAAGCUUUAUCCUACAAUGACAAAGAGAGCAGACUUCCAUGCAGAAUGGAGGCCGUGGCACUACGCUUGUCAUGUCUGUAUGGGGAGAGCUUUGCAAGCCUCCUGUUCCGGAGUAUUCAUAAUGAUGUUCUCCAGACCUUCAGCAAGGCCAGUAAUCAGAGCAAUGUUCUGCAGCGCUGGAGCAUAAAGACUUGUCUAGAGGAGAACAUUAGACUACCAAAGGGGAACUGGCAGAGCGAGGUUCUGCUGUGCUUUGGGAAUGGUUUGAUGCUGUGCAGAGCAUCAACUCAGGGAAGGAUUUCUACAUGUGCACUGGAGACCCCCAACUCUAAAAAGGGGAUCUAUUUGUCUGUCUUCCUCGGGGGAGAGGGUAGUGCUUAGUCUUCCUAUAUAUGUGGGUGCUUUACCCACACCAUCUUUCAUUCUUAUAAACACCAGCUGUCUGGUAUCUCAGAAGGGGCCACUGAAGGUCUUCCUGUUAUUAGUGACCCUUCUGGGAAAAGCUAGGUGUGAUUAUCUCAUACUGUAUUGCCCUCUCCUGUCUGGUUUCCUAGUACCCCAUAUGGAUCUGAUGGUGGCCUGGUUUGUAUGGUGGGUGUCUUCUGCAUUGGUGUCCACACUCCUGGUACUAUGAGUAUCUAACAGUAACCAAAGCCAUCAAGUCACCACCAGUAUUGUGUUCUGGUCAAGUAUUGAGGACUAAUGAGGGAAUAUCUGUAUUACUGACAAGCUAUCGCUGACGUGCUGCACCAAUCUCUGCACUGUGGCAGCAAGGAGAACUUUUUCACAGGCAGCUUUCAUAUUCAUAGUUGUUUACAUGGCAAAGGGUAGUAUCCCCUCUGUAUAAAUGUCUGCCACUUGACUACAACACUAGGGGCCUGUGUCCCAAUCAUAUGUCACCACUAAUAGGUUAUAGUGACAUGAUACUGAAGGCCAAGAGAAGUAUUCAGACAUUAAAAUGGUGGUACUGGCCUUAUUCUGCAUUCAUGGUAUUGGGGAUACCCUGGACAAUGCAGGCGGUGUUAUUGCAUCGUCACCUAUGUGGAUCAUUCAUCCCCUCACUUACUGUCCAUAUAUAUAUAUAGCACUGCUUUCUGUCUGCUCUCCUCCCCUAUUUGCACUGCAGCACUCUAGUCUUCCCAAAAACAAUUCCAGAGGGUUAUUUUGGACAAUUGGGUCCCUCCUCAUAUUUGAAGUAGAUAUGUGUUUAUUUUUGCAGUUAUUUUUGCACUUGAUCUGUUCUGAAUCCCAUGUUGGACCUAUAGAAAAAAAAACCACAGUAAAACAGUAUUGCUGCAUAUUUCUGCUAAAUUGAGACGUGGAAAGAUGAGUAAUGAAAUGUAUACUGAGGUACAUUUUCCAGGAAAUCUAUUUGCAAAUCACUUCGACUCAAUCUAAUCUGUGUGUAGGAGACAUAUUUAUUUUUAAAUGUAUGCUUUCUGCUAUAAGCAAAAGAACCAAGUGUUUCCUAUAAUGGUACAUUGGGAAGUGAAAGGUGUUCAUGCCAAUGGGAAAUGCACCAAGUGGUAAAGGGAAUGUUUGAUUGCAAACCUCUGAUUGAGCAAGCACCAAUUGGCAUUUUAGAAAGGUUGUAUAAUCCCUUCUCAGUCAGACUCCUUUCAGACAUAAGCCUAAACCUUGGAUUUUGCAUGUAUACAUGCAUUGGCGGGUAUGGCAUAUCGCGGCAGGGUCUCUUCGAUUUGGCAGUCCCAGGUCUACAACCCUGCUCGCUAUAAGGGGUCCCAGGGGCUUGCAAUGGUAUGUAGUUCAGCUGCUGGAAGUCUGGAUCCUGGUAUUCGCGUUACCAACGCCGGGAUCCUGAUUGCUGACAGUGCUGCCAGCCAGAAUCCUGGCUAGCAGGGGCUAUUCCCACUCGUGGGUGUCCACGACACCCAAAGAGUGGAAAUAGAACAUGCGGCGAGCCACCGAGCCCCCAAGGGGACUCUGCGCUCACCCCGUUGCUGGCAUACUGACGUGCGGGAUGCUGUUGUCUAUAUACUGACGGCUGGCAUCCCGAUAAGUCUGUAACUCAUACUGAUCUCCAUCCAAUCUGGGUAGACAACCUGGCUUAAGUCUGAAAGUGCGAUAUAGGGCAAGCCUAAAAGAAAUGAGUAGGGCGGGGACAGUAGUGCUUGGAGAUGGCAUAAUCUCCAACCGCCCACUGAAUGCCGGAGGACGUGGGUCACUGGAAGACCCAGGUCUGGUGUGAAGGGGUAUCCCCGGCUACGAGCCAGGUUGAAGCUAGGUUUUAUGUCUGAAAGGGGGAUUUGUAGUGCUCCCGAAUAAGUAGUUUGGUCAGCUCAAUGUAACGCUAGUAUUAGCUGUCCGUAUUUACAAGUUACAUAUGAAGUCAGAUAUGCCUAGACCUAAAUAUGUGUAAUACUCGCGAUACCUGGAUGGGCAUUAGAGCAUCCAAUCAGUCAUUGCAUAGGUUAAAUACUGGAUUCUGCUUGGCCAUGAUGCUAAAAGCAGUAAUUCGACUGGGCAGCUGUAGGGAGACCGCUGCCGAACCUCUAAUAAGGAGGGGAGGCAUUCUCUACAAAAGUAUACAAACCUUUAUGCAUAACCCUCACCUACUCCUAACCAUUAUGGACUUAACCAGUUUUAAUUCCAAAAUUGAACAUGGCAAUAAUAUUAAAUGCAAAACGCUCCUACCUAGUUUUAUAUGUAAUAUUAUUGGAGGUCAAAACCACAGAGAAUUGCCAGCAUUAUGUCUGACUAUUGAUUCCCCCCCCCCCCCCCCCCCUUCCCAACUGGUUCUUUAUAGGUGACGGGAACUUUUUUUUCUCUUAAUUGCUUGCUCUUUACACUAAAGGGUUUUUUGUUUGUUUUUUUAAGAUAAAAUUUGGUUUCCAGAAAAUGUAGCAUUCAUUGUAUGAACAAGCCAUAAAGCGUUUCCUGCUGUGUUUGCAGCGUCUGGUCUUGAGAUGCAGAUCCCAACCUUCUCGCUCAGGGACUGGAAAUUUAGCAGAAUUUAGAAAUUAGAGCCUAUUGCUGUUUACUGAGUUCCAAAAGAAGGGAAAUGUUUUUAUUUUUUUUUGUCCUCAGGAGUGGUGGUGGGUGAGAAAAGGUACAAUUUGAGAUGAUUGUAAAUAUAUAUAAAUUGUUUAAUUAUUAAAGAGUUAUUAAUUCA
Molecule: messenger RNA, 5635 nt
Organism: Pseudophryne corroboree (corroboree frog)
Lineage: Eukaryota; Metazoa; Chordata; Amphibia; Anura; Myobatrachidae
Gene: CNNM4
Product: cyclin and CBS domain divalent metal cation transport mediator 4
Exons: 8
Coding region: 102-2399 (765 amino acids)
Biological process (GO): magnesium ion transport; intracellular manganese ion homeostasis; magnesium ion homeostasis
Cellular component (GO): plasma membrane; cytoplasm
Molecular function (GO): sodium ion transmembrane transporter activity; magnesium ion transmembrane transporter activity
Source: RefSeq, a predicted model, not a curated record